Messenger RNA from Pungitius pungitius (ninespine stickleback), 15526 nucleotides. It is a transcript of the gene bsna, whose product is annotated as bassoon presynaptic cytomatrix protein a. The coding region runs from base 204 to 13526 and encodes 4440 amino acids. Gene Ontology annotation, molecular function: metal ion binding; structural constituent of presynaptic active zone. The record is from RefSeq and is a predicted model, not a curated record. The transcript has 17 exons. Gene Ontology annotation, biological process: presynaptic active zone assembly; protein localization to synapse. Gene Ontology annotation, cellular component: axon; glutamatergic synapse; GABA-ergic synapse. NCBI's taxonomy places the organism in Eukaryota, Metazoa, Chordata, Actinopteri, Perciformes, Gasterosteidae.
UCAGGAAGCAGUCCAGUGGUCCUGAUGAUGAUGGCGGUGAUGGAGGAGCAACGCUGAGUUCACUCUCCGGGUUUUGGCUCCUCUCUCCCAUUCAUUCUUUUAUGGUUAUAUUACAAAAGACGACAUAGUGACAGAAGGUGACACCGCCGGUUUGACCUACUGCCUCUCUCCGCCUCUCUCCCGUCUCGUGAGCCGAGACCGAGAUGGGGAACGAAGCGAGCAUGGAGGGCGGCGGGCAGCCCGGCGACCCGGGAGCAGCCGGGAUGAUGGGGCCGGUGAUGCCCGGAGGACCCGCGUCGGGACCGGGGGCAGGGCAGCACAUGAAGCCAGUCAACGGAAUCGCUGCCGGGGGAGGGAUGGGCAUCGGAGGCCCCGGGAUGGGAAUGACGAGGGGUCCGAUGGGUAGCCCCAAGCCUGGGAUGCAACAAGGAGGCCACGGAGGAGGAGGAAUGGGAGGAAUGGGAGGAAUAGGUGGAGGUGGAAUGGGAGGUGGAGGAAUGGGAGGAAUGGGAGGUAUGGGAGUAGGAAUGGGCGGAGGUGGAGGAGUAGGCUCCAGACCCGGGGAGCCCUACCGCCUCGCCACUCACGAGACUCCCACUUCCCCGCGACACAUGCAGUCAACCCAGGGUCCCGGAAUGGGUCCCGGCAUGGGUCCUGGCAUGGGGCAUGGGCCGGGGUCCGGCCCCGGCAUGGGUCACGCUCCAGCUGGGUCCAGCAUGGUAGGCCACGGAGGUCAGCCGAGUCCCGGGCAGCACGCCUCCCGCCGAAACCUCCAAGUCGACUUCAGCGGUUCGGGCGGGUCCAGGAGGGGCCGCUCUCCGUCCGGGUCUCCUGAUCGCGGCGUGACGCCCACCUCGCCCUACUCGGUGCCGCAGAUCGCUCCGAUGCCGAGUAGCAAACUGUGCCCAGUGUGCACCAGCACGCAGCUGUCCAACCCACCGGCUUUACCCAACUACAACACCUGCACCCAGUGCAAGUCCACCGUCUGCAACCAGUGCGGAUUCAACCCCAACCCGCACCUCACUGAGGUCCAGGAGUGGCUGUGUCUGAAUUGUCAGAUGCAAAGAGCUCUUGGCAUUGAUAUGACCACGCCUCGAUCUAAGAGCCAACAGCAGAUUCACUCUCCGUCCCACCAAGCCAAACCCAUCGUUCAGCCUCAGCAGCCUACACCUCAGCCAAUACAGCCAACAGCAGCGGCACCGUCCAAACCUUUGGCACAGAGUCAGCCCAGCCAACGCCAACUGCAGCAGCAACAUCCACAGCAACAGCAGCAACAACAGCAGCAACAUCCACAGCAGCAUCCACAACAUCAGCAGCAGCAUCAGUCUCAGCCUUACAGCCAGAGCCAACCCUACUCCCAGGCCCAGCCAUACUCUCAGUCCCAGCAGUAUCCCCAGUCUCAGCCCCAGUCGUACCCUGGGUCUAAAUCAGGGCCACAGGCUCAGCCCCAUACCUCUCCAGGCUUGCAGAGACACUCAGGCUCUGGCGGCUCCCAGAUUCAGACAGGGUCCCUUCAGCAGGGCAUGCGGUCCGACCCAUACUCUCAGAGAGAUACCGGGGCUCCCGGAGUUGUUGGUGUCCCUACAGGAGGUCCCAACCAGCCAGGGGGUCCACGGAUUCCCCACCCAGGCGCUGUGCCCCUCCCCGGCUUGGCCAGGGCUCCGUCCCAGCCCGAUCUGGGCCGCGGAUCUCCAAUGCACCAGUCUAUGGCGCGGCACCAUGACCAGACCAGAAGCGCUGGGUCUUCGCCGGCCCACAGACCUCAGAGCCAGGCCCCUCCUCCUGCCCAAGAUGGCUUGACCAAGCUGUUUGGCUUUGGGGCCUCGUUGCUCAAUCAGGCGAGUACCCUGAUCAAUGUUGACCCUUUACCCACUGCCUCCACCCAACCAAGCCCUGCACGAGGCAAUGUGGUGUUCAGUAAUGCAGCUUCUGACAACAGGCAGCAACAACAAGCGGCCCCUGGCACCAAACCAUUCAGUAUGGCGGGCCCUCAUGGUUCAACUCAAAUGGGUGGCCCUCAAGCUUCGAGCAGAAUGGGUGGCCCUCAAGCGCCGAGCCAAAUGGGUGGCCCUCAUAAUGCGAACAAAAUGGCUGGUCCACCUGUGCAGAGCCAAAUGGGAGGCCCUUAUCCACCAAGCCAAACGGGAGGCCCAUAUCCACCAAGCCAACAGGCGGGUCUUCAUGCACCAAGCCAGACAGGAGGCCCUUAUCCACCAAGCCAAACGGGGGGUCCUCAAGUGCAGAGUCAAACGGGAGGCCCUUAUCCACCAAGCCAAACGGGGGGUCCUCAUGUGCAGAGUCAAAUGGGAGGCCCUUAUCCACCAAGCCAAAUGGGGGGUCCUCAUGUGCAGAGUCAAAUGGGAGGCCCUUAUCCAUCCAGCCAAAUGGGGGAUACACAAAUCAGUGGACCCCAUGCACCAAGCCAGAAGCAGCAGCCCAUGCCCCAUCAACAAGGAAUGCCGCAAAAACAGUCACCCUUGCAUCAUCCGAAAGGCCUGCAAGGACAGCAAUAUCAGCAAACACCUACUCAUCUGCAAAAGGCACCUCAGAAGCAGGAGCCUGUGGUGGCCCUGGUGCCUGCUCCAGAGCCUGUGAAGCCUAAAGUGAACUGUCCUCUUUGUAAAACCGAGCUGAAUAUCGGCAGCUCCGACCCGCCCAACUACAACACUUGUACUCAGUGCAACGGCCAAGUGUGUAACCUGUGUGGCUUCAACCCCACGCCACAUCUGGUGGAGAAAAAGGAGUGGUUAUGUCUCAACUGCCAGACGCAGCGGCUCAUGUCCGGAGGCGGUCUCGAUGAUCCCCCACUUCCCGUUCCUCAUCCGUCGCCCAAGCACCAGCCAAUGGGCUCGCUCCGUCAACAGGCGCCAGCCAGUCAACCGAGCCCUCUCCAUAAACCCACCAAUCAGCAGGGGCCAAGGGCCACCCAGCCCGCCGCGCAGAGAGCGCUGGCGGGAACUGGUGGCAGUGGAUCGUUUGCGCCCAACGCUGCCAAGCAACCGACCGACCCCAAGACCACAACACCAGCUGCGGCACCGUUGUCGACCGCAGACGUCCAGAAACAGCCAAAGGCCACAGAGGAGAAACCCAAAACCGAGCCUGAGAGCAAAAUCGGUAAAGACACCAAAGCCUCCCAGAAGAAAAAAGGGGAGCAGAUCACACCUAUCAAGGAAAUCAAGAAGUCCAGGCACUACGAUGACACAAAAAACAACAGCACCCAUGACUUGUCACGCAGUCCUCAGAGCCUCAGUGACACCGGCUACUCCUCUGAUGGUAUCUCCAGCUCCCACAGUGAAAUCACAGGUCUAAUCCAGGAAGAGGAGAUGAAACUGAGUGAGAGAGGGAUCAGUGGGCGGGGUUCCCCACCAAGUCCUUCUGAAAUCACCAAGCUCGAAAGCUCUAUGAGGCCUUUGUUGGAGAAGAGCCUUUCUGAAGAGAAGGUGGACAGACGGGGAAGGAAGCACAGAGACAGAGACUUGGAUGACAGAGGGAAGCAGCGCCCACGCUCCUUGUCAAUCCCACCAGAUUCCUACGACUCUGAUGAGGAACUCGAAGAUAUACUAGAAGAAGAAGAAGAUGGAGGAGACUGGGAGGUUAAACGUAAGGAAGGAAAGGAGGAGAAGAAGGAGAAGAAAAAGAAGGAAAAAGAAACUGAGCCCACACAGAUGACAGAUGAGGAGUUCAUGAGGAGACAAAUAAUGGAGAUGAGUGCUGAUGAAGAUAAUGAGGAGGAAGAGGACGAGAUGGAGGAGGAGGAAGAUGAGGAAGAUGAAGGAUAUGGCUACCAAAAACCCAAGAAAAACCACCACAAACACAUCAUCGCUGACUCAACGAAAGAGAAAAGACGACUUCAGCACCACUCCAGCAGUUUUGAGGAGGAACCUAAGAGCUCUACUGAUGUUUAUAAAGGUUCACUGGAAGAGGGUGAGGAAGAUGUGAUGGCAUCACAAGGGGGCUUGAGGCGCUUCAAAACAAUUGAACUCAAUAACACCAAUAGCUACAGCCGGGAUAUGGAGUUGGGCCAUGAAAAUGACUUGAGCCUUGAUCGUGAACCAGAGCUAGAGAUGGAGAGCCUGACGGGAUCUCCAGAAGAGCGUUCUCGAGGUGACUACUCCUCUACUCUGCCAGCCACGUCCUCAUCAUAUGGCUCAGGCCAGUCACCUACUUCCAUCUCAUCAAUGGAAGAAGACAGUGACAGUAGCCCCAGCAGGAGGCAAAAGCUGGAAGAAGCCAAGCAACAGAGGAAAGCACGCCACCGCUCUCAUGGCCCCCUCCUUCCCACCAUUGAAGACUCUUCAGAAGAAGAUGAACUAAGAGAAGAAGAAGAACUUUUAAGAGAGCAGGAGAAGAUGAGGGAGGUGGAACAACAGAGAAUAAGGAGCACAGCAAGAAAGACCAAGAGGGACAAAGAGGAAUUGAGGGCUCAGAGGCGCAGAGAGAGGUCUAAGACACCCCCUAGCAAUCUGUCACCCAUAGAAGAUGCUUCUCCGACAGAAGAGCUGAGACAAGCUGCAGAAAUGGAAGAGUUGCAUCGUUCUUCCGCUUCUGAAUAUUCCCCUCAGAGUCUGGAUUCAGAAGCUGAGGGAUACGAGUCCAAACUUUACAAGUCAGGCAGUGAAUACAACUUGCCUACUUUUAUGUCUCUCUACUCACCAAUAGAGAAAUCAUCAACUACAACCACCACCACCACAGCACCAUCUUCAGCUUCCAAAUCCCUGAAGAGUGCCGAGGAGGUUUAUGAGGAGAUGAUGAAGAAGGCAGAGGUGCUUCAGAAACAACAGCAGCAACAUGGAAGACAUGGGCAGUACUAUGAGGAGGACGUUAAUGGACAAGGUUAUGAUGAAGAUUAUGAAUAUGACCAACAUCAAGCAGGAUAUGAUAAUGAAGCAGCAGAGACAGAAAAAGAUAUUUACGAGGAGAUCCGACAAACCUCUCAGAACAUCACCAAAAUGCAGCAAGCCACUGAUGAGCAAGUAGAGAUUGAGAUUGAGAGCUCCUACUCUGACAAACAGCUCUUAGACACAGGCUCAGCUUUCGCUAAGCUGUUGGAGCAGAGCAAUGCUCUACUCACUCCUGGGACGAGCCCCACUCAGAUCUCAGCUCCGGUCUCCUUUGUUGAGACUGGAGGACGAAUUCCUGAUGUCAGAGUAACACAGCAUUUCUCUGCAAAGGAUGGUCACAAAGAUAGGAUUAAAACCCAAGCAGGAAAGAACGGAAUAACUCCAACAGUGGCUGCCACCACCAUUGCCGCUUAUGGAGUCUAUGCCAGGGAUGCAGUAACUAUUUCUCAGACUAGUUCAAGCCCCACUAUGACGACUACUCAGUCAAGUAUAUAUGGCCGUCACACAUCAAGCCCUACCACAUCUUCAACUACAGUCUCAAGUGUCUGCAGCAAGAUUGCAGAGAUUACCCAGGCCUACAGUCAAAGAGAAGUGAUUACCAGAAGGGUAGGGGAGGCCAGGGAUAUCCAAAUGCGAGACAGCUCAACGUCGUCCACUGAGAGAAUUAUUGAGCCACGCUCCCCAAAGUAUACUACAUAUUAUCGGAGCACCAGUCCUCCUCUUUCUCCAUCGCCACCACCACAGAGUCCUACUCGUUCACCCUCCAGAAGGAAUACAGCUGAGUUCUCUACACAGACUUUCAGUUCUGCAUUGCGGAUGUCUGAGUCAGCUGUAUCUGGACCUACAUCUCCAGUAACAGCGCAGGGGACCCAAACAUCUCAUCGAUCAGUUUCCCCAAGGCUCCAUCGUCAGCAGUCUUCUCACGAUGUACCAUACUCCUCAACUCCAGGCCAGGCUAGGCCAAUGACAGUCAACACAGCUACUUCUCCGCUGUCAUCACCUACCCGAUUUAGCCGACAAUCAACAUUUGACAAUUACUCCCCAUGUAGCAGCCCUCCGGACACACCACCUUACCAACAUUCCCCUACACGUAGCUUCUACCGAACACAAAGGGUGGAGAAAGUAAAUGUGGGAACAAGUAUGGUCACCACAGCCAGCACUUACACUAGAGGGUCCAUGUCAAUGGACAACAUCUCCCUCUGCCGAAUAUCUACAGUCCCGGGUACUUCUAGGGUAGAACAAGGCCGUAUGAUCCAAGGCGGAAGUGUUGUGGACCUCAGAACAGCAGGCAAACCAGCUCCUACUAUCAUGACUGACCAGGGAAUGGAUCUCACCUCCUUGGCCACUGAAAGCAGGAAAUACCAUGGAGGAUCAGAGGGUAGUAGACAUUCCACGGUUGUACAGCCACUGAUUAUGAACCUAAAUACUCAGGAGAUAAUCACACCAACCACUGUGAGUGUCACAGUGGCUGCUUCCAUGUUCAUGACACAGCCAAAACAGCCAACAAUCUAUGGUGAUCCCCAUCAAUACCAACUGGAUUUGGGUCAGGGCAUUGGUUCAGCUGUGUGUCUUUCCCAAAACAGACCACAAAUUUCACCUCCAACUGACCCAACAAUACCCAAAAUUGAUGCCAAACUGGAAGACCUCAGUAUCCAACAGAAAGAGCUACAAAUACAGCAAGAGAAGCUACAAAAGCAACAACAGCUCCUUGAACACCAGUUGCAGCAGCACCAUCAGAUGCAACAUCACCAGCAACAGGCAUCUGCUUUGGCCAGGUACAGCCUUACGGGCCAGAUCUCACCUUUACUGAAAAAAGAUCUACUAGUCAGUCAGACAAGCACUGCCUCAGCUGUCGUCAGUGCUGUAUCACCGGUCGUUAACCCUGAUCUUUAUGGCACUGGUCCUGUUGAGCUGAAAGGGAAGCCCAGUCCUCCUGGUUUGGUAUCAGGAGGUAAUUUACCACAUAGCAUGGUAGUACAGAUGGAUGGAGGGCCAGAGCAGGCCAGAGCAAUGACUCAGCUUGUGACGGUAGAAGUAGGACAGGAUGCUAUGGACCUGACAGGAGGCCAAAUUAAACCUGAAAACCAACCAGCUUGCUGUGAUGUUGUUUACCGACUUCCAUUUGGUGGAAGCUGUGUUGGUGGUGAGAAAGAGGGAAUAAGACCUCCAUCUGCCCCACCACUCACCUAUGAGUCAGACCAAGAAAGACUACCUGAAGGGUAUCAUGAAUAUCCAAUGGAUGAGCGUAAGGCAUACACACUACCUUUCCCUGGAAGGCUUCAGCCUUCAAUGUCCGAUACAAACCUAGCUGAAGCUGGGCUACAGUCGUAUCAUUCUAAACUAGAACCACAUCUCCAAGGCCCAGGAGAACUUGCCAUGGAUCUAACUGCUAUCAAACAGGGUUAUGGAGGAUUUAUGGGGAUGCAGUAUGGCUCCUAUACAGAUCUACGGCAUGGAGGAGACAUCACAGCCCAAACGAUGCCCAUAAGGAGAUAUAAUUCCUUGUCUAACAUCAGUUCAGACUAUGGGUACUCUGCUCGAGACAUUGCUAAUUUCCAAGAAGCUAACUUAGCCCAGUACAGUGCUACAACUGCCAGAGAGAUCAGCCGGAUGUGUGCAGCUCUCAAUUCCAUAGAUCGAUAUGCAAGCAACCCAGACUUGAUGCAGUUUGGGAAUUUGGGGAGAGGAACCGGACCUGGGGUCUCCCGACUAGCAGCAGGUCUUGGCAUGAGACAAAACCACUUUUUUGGACUUGAUGGGAAGCCAAUCUCCCACAGUCAAGCAUUAACCAACCUUAUCAAUGCCAGACAGGCCAGUCUCAGAGCCAUGUACCCUGCUGCUAUAAGGUCCGCUGAUGGAAUGAUCUACUCUACAAUUCAGACCCCCAUUGCCUCAACACUUCCCAUCACAACACAACCUGCCUCUGUUCUUCGCCCACUAUUGAGGGGGGUAUACAGGCCAUACCCUUCAGCAAACAUGACACCUGUACCCCUAACCAGUCUUAGCAGACUACCAAUGAGCCCAAGAGUACCCUUAACUGUGCAAGCUCCACUCCGCUACCCAGCACCAGGCCUACUCCAAAUAUCAUCAACCACUGCUACUUCAAGUGGUGCAGCAACAAAUGAAGGCCCAGCCGGUGCCCCAAUGUCUGUUUCCAUUACAUCUACUAGUUCAACUAUCCAGGAUGAACCAGUUUACCUCGGUAAAAGUGUAUCCUCGUUAGUUGAGGUGCAAGGAACAGUUUCCAUACCAAUGGAGCCACAGCAACAGCCAAUAAACCUUUCCCAGGCCCACCUGAACAGUCAACAACAACAGCAACAAGUGGCAUAUGCUCAGCAGUCACAACAGCCUCCUCAAGCAGCCCAUGCCUACCCACCCUCAACUCCUUCACACACUCAUAGCUACACUCAACCACCAGUUGGCCCCUCUGUCCCCACUAGUGGCAUGCCCAUUUCAGGGGGUCUUCCCCCCUUCCCCCCACCAGGUGCCGUACACAAGGAGGGUGAAACCGAGGCAGAAAGACUGCAUCGGCAGCAGGAGCAGCUUCUGCAGAUGGAGAGGGAGCGUGUGGAGCUCGAGAAACUCCGGCAACUGCGCCUGCAGGAGGAGCUAGAAAGAGAGAGGAUAGAGCUGAAGCUGCACAGGGAUAAAGAGCAGAUGCUUGUGCAGAGAGAGUUACAUGAGCUGCAAAACAUCAAGGACCAGGUCCUACAGCAGCAGCAGCAUGAACGUGAGAAGCAACUUGUUCUCCAGAGGGAGCAGCUAGCGCAGCAGAAGUCACAGCUGGACCAGAUUCAGUCUCUCCAGCAUCAGCUCCAGCAGCAGCUUGUAGAGCAGAAGAGGCAGAAAACGGCUGCAGCUCAGAACAUACAGCUUGAUGCAAACGGACAGCCCCUGCCCCCUUACGCCGACUCUCAGCUUGGCUUCCGCUCUCUGCCAAACUCCUCAUCAGAGAUGUGUCUGAGGAGCCAGCCGGAGCAUGUGGAGACCAGGAGCAACAUGAGGAAACACAGCUCCAUGACCAGACUGACCCGGGACAGCUUAGAUGGAGACGGUGUGGUGUUUUACGGUUCCUCCCGCAGGAUCGUUGACAGCUCUGUGCAGACAGAUGAUGAAGAUGGAGAGGAGAGGUACAUGAUGCGUCAUCGUACCAGGAGGCGUGGUCGUAGUGUUGACUGCUCAGUUCAGACAGAUGAUGAUGAGGACAAAGCUGAGACUGAACAUCCAGUCCGGCGAAGACGUUCCCGUUUCUCCCGGCACGCUGAGUCCAGUGCAACUGGCAGCAGCACAGCUGCUACAUCCACCACGACCUCUGACACCAAGACCGAAACUCCCAAGAUGGUAUCUUCUAGUAUUGCCAUCCAGACCAUGAGGGAAAUGUCUUGCCAGACGGAAGUGGAGCACUUAGGAAGAGUCUCCCCAGCGAUCCAUGUGACAGUACCGGACCCAAAUAAAGUAGAGAUUGUGCACUACAUCUCCGGACCCGAGCGGACCCAAAAAGGACAGUCUCUAGCGUGCCAGACCGAACCAGAAGCCCAGUCACAGGGUGUUGUAGCUCCCCAGCUAAGUGUACCAACCACGGUCAGUCCAUAUUUGUCCUCUACCAGUUCUGGAACGCAACAGUCCGGUUCUUCCGACCUCCUGAAUCAGCAACGUCAGCAGCAGCACAUUGCAGCAAACGCAGCCAAGUUUGAACGCAGCCGCCCCGAUCCGCUCGACAUCAACUACCAGCCUCACAACCACCUCCACAACGAGUCCCUCUCCACCAUCAUCCGGCAGCAUCAGACAGCCCCCAAAUCCCCACAAGUCCUCUACUCUCCUGUCUCCCCAGUGUCCCCUCACCGCCUACUGGAGAACUCUCUGUCCAGUGAGAGGCUGAACAAAGCCCAUGUUACACCUCAGCAGAAGUCCUACACAGCAGAGUCUCCCCAGAGACACCCUUCUGUUCCCCGGCCAAUUAAGAGCACCCAGAGGUCCAUGUCAGACCCCAAGUCCCUCAGUCCCACCACAGAUGACCACACCAAGGCUAGGCUGUCCCUCUACCAACAACAGGUGCUCCAGAGCCAGCUGGCAGCUCUACAGCAAAGCUCACUGCUCCGCAAGGUCAAGCGAACCCUGCCCAGCCCUCCUCCAGAUGAGAAUACCACAUCAGCACAUCUUCCCAUGAUGGCACCCGCCCUUCAACAAGUUUACCUGCCCUCCGUGCCCAGCCUCAAGCCCAGCUCCAGGUCUGGCUUGGCUGCCAAAGCCAGCCUGCUCAAAGACCUCACCCACGAACUGAAGGCCGUGGAGCAAGAGUCAACCAAGCUCAGAAAGCAGCAGGCUGAACUGGAGGAGGAAGAAAAAGAAAUUGAUGCUAAACUGAGAUACCUAGAGCUAGGGAUCCACCAAAGGAAGGAGACACUGGUUAAGGAGAGGGAAAGGAGGGAUAUUGCCUACCUGAGGUGUAUGGGGGACACAAGGGACUACAUGUCUGAUAGUGAGUUGAAUAAUCUACGUUUAGCAGCUGCAGCUGCAUCACAUGAAACCAAUGGGCUACUGUCAACAAGGCCAAGCACCGCCCCUCUGAGUCAUUUUGCCAGCGACCUAAACACAGCAGCCCAGUACCCACCCUCCUCAUCCUUCAUCUCAUGUCAGUACCCCCAGAGCCAACAACCAGCACCAAUGCCGCAGUCUAAUGUGCCGUACCAGUCUUCAACAUUUAAUCAACCUCCCUAUCCCUCAGUGUCCCAGUCCCAGGCAGUACCACAGCCCACGCCCCUCCAAAGCCAUAUUCCACCACUUGGACCUUCUUACCCGUCACAAACAUCCUACCCCUCCCACACCUAUCCCCAAACUGGGCCCCCAUACCCACAGACAGACAUUGGAUUACCAGCUGCACCUCAGCCUCAGCCUCAACCAGGGCAUACAGGUUUUGGACCUGCACCACCUGGUCAGCCCCCAUACCCCACCCACGGCUCACCCUAUCCCAGCGCUGUGUCCUCCUACCCCAGCCAGACCACCCCAUACCCUGGGCAGCCCCAAGCUGAUAUCCUGACGGUCCACCAAGGAAGACCAAGGCAGACUUCGCUGGCCGAUCUGGAACACAAGAUGCCCACCAACUACGAGACGAUCAGCAACCCUACAGUUGUGGUCACCACCACCGCCCAGGACUGUAACUAUUCCAGUGCAGCCCCCUCUUAUGGUCAGUACACUGGACUGACAACAAUGGCCAGCUCCUAUGGGCCAUAUGGGUCAGCACCGGUGUCCAGCAGCUACGGUGGGUACUCUACCAUGCCACCCAGCACUUAUGGCCAGUAUACUUCAUCUUCAGCUAAUUCAUACGGCCAGUACACCACAACCACUGCCAAUACCUAUGGCUAUACCACUACCACAGCCAGCUCGUAUGGACAGUACACUUCUACCGUCUCCAAUGUCUAUGGGCACUCUGUAGACAGUCCAUCCACAUACAGUUCUGCAGAUGGGAUGUAUGGGGCUCCUGGGUUAGAGCAGAACAUUCCAAGAAACUACAUGAUGAUUGACGACGUAAGCGAGCUUACGGCAAAAGACGGGCUGGGCACGACGACAGGGGACAUGAUGCAUCAUGGCGGCAGUGGGCGUUACCCUGGCGACAUCCACGGCCACAUCACCACCGUUGGCAGUUCUACGCGUGGGGGAACUGGCAACUCCUACGGCAGGGCACCUGAAGAGGAAGCAGCGAUGCAGGAAGAGCUGUACGACCACCACGGCAGGGGUAAGAGCAGCUACAGGCACGGACCUCUAGGGGGCAGCAGCAGCAGCGUGAGCUCUAGCAUGGGUGGGGGAUCCUCCUAUCACUAUGACUACGACUACAAACAUGGCAACAUCCGCUCCGGGGUACAGAAACCUAUGUCAUCCACCAGAAGUCUUCUGGCUCCUGCUGUCAUGUCCUCCAAGCGCAACAAGCACAGGAAACUUGGGAGUAUGGAGCAAAAAAUCUCCAAGUUUUCCCCCAUUGAGGAGGCUCGGGAUGUAGAGGCAGACCUGGCCUCCUAUUCCUCAACAACAGGUGGGGGUUACCCCUCCUCUCACAUUCGAGGGCGCCAUCUGAUCGAGGAUUACGGCUUUAAAAGCAAUACCUACGAGGGCGGCAGUGGCAGCACUCAUGGUAGUCGACACUAUGGUUCAACGGUGGAGGAGGACGAUCGGAUUUACUACAACUCCACCGGCCGCUCCCGUUCCACCGGCUACGGCAUGGACAAGAUCUCAGCCAGAGACUACUCUGGGUAUCGCAGCCGAUCCUAUGAGAGGGACGACCGGUCCUACCGAUCUGGCUACAGCCGAGGGCGCAAUCCAACCCGGCAGUACUCUGAAGAGGAGAGCCCACUUAGCCCCUUGAGGAGGUUCAUGGGUUCGGGGCGAUCAUCAAGCUUAGGUCCCGACCCGUACGACAGCCGUAGCGGUAGAUAUCAUUACUAUUAUGGCCAGUAUGGUUCCAGCCACUCGUUGCCAGAUGUACAAGACCACAUACAAGACCUUCCCAGGACACAUGUCUACAAAUCGGAUGAUACAUACAUUAUUGACGAUUAUCAUUGUGCUGUGUCAGACAGCGAAGCCUACCAUCUGGGCCAAGAAGAAACCGACUGGUUUGAGAAGCCCCGCUCCAGUUCUCGACACUACGGCAGCAGCCACUCAUCUGGGAGGAGCCGGCAAGGUGUGAAACAUACCUACCAUGAUUAUGAUGAGCCUCCUGAGGAGGAUCUGUGGCCCCAGGAUGAGUACGGCCACGGAGGGCGACACUCUACAUCCCGUGACCACAGGCAGCAAAGCAGCUCUGGCCGUCAUUCAUCCACAUCACGUCAUUCAGAUGAGCAGAGGUCCUCAAGGUCCGCCAAGGGGCACCCCAAAGACCCAUCAAUGCGCCAAGACCCUUCAGCACGAUCCUCAUCUACAGGAAGGCGUGGUGAGUCCAGGUCAGGAGGGUACCACGCUUCGGAAUACUCCCGGGAUCCGCCUGGGCACCACCACGGUCAACGCUCCUCCAGACAGGGGGACCCACAUCGUUCUUCACGUAACAAGUCACAGCAGCAAGUGGACAUGCAGGGCCAACCACCUGGUUCCUCCAGGUCUGGCAGCUCCGGUCGGGCUCAAGGCCCCGCUGGAGGGCCUACAGGAUCAGGGCGACAGGGUGGUCCAGGAUCCCAGACAGACGGAACUCAAGGACAAAGGACCCAGCUCCAACAACAAGCCCAAACGUCAGCAGCCAGGUCAGGGCAGCCUGGUGCCGCAAUGACCACCGGCCCUCAGCAGCAGCCCUCAGCCCAGGGACAAGGCAUGGGUAUGGGUAUGGGCAUGGGCAUGGGGCAAGGCCAAGCCAAGCCAGGACAGAUGGGUCCAGUGGGUGGACCCAUGGGGCAGGCAAGGCAGACAGGUCCUGCGGGAACCACUCCAACCAACAUGGCUAAAAUGGACACGCCUCCAGUAACGGCUAUUGGAGCGAAGGCAGCGCCGGUCAUCGCCACAAAAGCUGCCCAGCCCCCGCUCACAGGCAUAGGCUCCAAGGCAGCUCCUCGACCAGGAGGUAUCGGCAGUGCAGCAGCAGGCCAGCCUGGCAUGGAGGGGGACAGCAUGUUGUCCAAGCUCAUCCCUGGAAAUGCCGCUGAGCAGGCGGGCAAACUUGGAGACGCUAUAACCGGUUUUGGCAAGAAGUUCUCCUCCUUAUUCUGAAGUGCUACAAUUGAGGACUAUGUAAAUGUUAAAUGACCAAACCACGAGGCCCCGUACCAGAAAAACCUGUCAAGUUCCCCCCCAGCUUUUGUUUUACUAAAAUAGAGAGAGAAAAGAGAGAGAGAGAGAGAGCGUAACAGAGCGGAGAGAUGAGCAUACUGCCAACAAGGACUGAAGACCUCUGGGUACUUCACAUCACAAUCAUUUGGAGCCAACAUCCAUCGUUAGAGGCGUCAUCGUCCACCCAGCAGCCCCCGGGCCAAAGAAUUUGUCUCCACCGAACGACGCGCAGCUCCAGAAACCCGACCUGCAGCAGUCAAACACGUCGACGCCCCCCCUUCCCUGUAAAAGAGCUACUGGCGGCCGAAAACGACAGGGAAAUUCAGAGAAGGUUUUGUUGCUGGGCGGCUCUUCCUCCAUGCCAGUAAGAGAGAGCUUACCACACGAGUAGAAUCAAAGGAAGCAGUGCGGCCCUACGCACGGAUUUAAAACUGCGGCGUUAAUGGGGAAAAAAAGGGUGGAGCAAUUCUACUUCUGUAUGCUGACGACGUCAUCGAUCCUUCAUUUCACAGUCCUGUGCUCAAAGUUGGAAUAACAGCUCUCUCUCUCUCAUCUUUUUCAUCUCAAAGUUUAAAAAAAAAAAUAGUGGGGGAAUUGAAACAACUUGCUGAGUUACUGCAGGUUUUUCUGGUACUAAAGACCUCGAGUUACAUCACCCGCUGUGACCAAGUUAAUGGAAACGUCACGUUGAAUGAAUACGACGACGUAACGUGUCUCUUUCCACGGCUUGUUCAUGUCGACAUUUCAGAUUGGAACAGUUAAAACCUUUUGCUCACUCCGUUCAUCACCCUUCUGCGUCUCUUGAAUGCCAAAUCUUUUUUUCUCAUUCUUUUUUUUUUCAAUCCUCACCAGACAAUCCUCGACUUGCCAUGACUUUAAAGAAGUAUAUAGUGAAUUAAAAAAAAAAAAAGAAAGAAUAGGAAUUUGGAAUGCAUGGAACUUUAUAUCCAAGACCUUUACACUGUUCAUCAUUAUUUAACAGAGGCCAUGAAGAGAGGCAAACACAUCUCAGCACGACGGCGUAAACAAUGACGAGUGAGAGAGGAGCCUCCCGCAGCAACAAACACAAGUCGGGCCACGGGAAUAAGAGGAGCCUUUUGUUUUUUUAUAAGGGGAAAAAACAACAAAAUGUGGUCAAGUGUUUUUUCAGCCGUUGCAAAGCCAUUAGGAGAACAUUUACCUGCAGUGCUUGUGGUGAUGGGGUUGCUCCAACUGCUCCUCAACGAUCCGCUCGCAGAGCUUUCUCAAAGGGUUGUUGGUGGUUAUCAUUGUGCUUUCGAUUCAUUUUUUUCAAAUGUUGUUUUGUUAAUUGCCUGGUUUUUAUGUUGCAGGUUACCAAUAUCGCCUUAAUCAUUCUUAAAUAUUUUUAUUUUGAAGUUCUACUUGCAUUUUUUAUUACACCCUGUAAACACAUAUUUAUUUUAGGUAGUGAUAAUAACACUGGCCACAGUGAGAUUUAUUUAUAUUUUUUAAAUCAACUUUGUUUUUGAUAAUUGUUUGAGAUAUUCAUUUAUUCAUGUUGUCUUCAUCAUACCCCCUGUCAAUUUUCUGACUUGUAUUUAUUAUCAAUUCUUUAAAAAAAAAAAAAAGCAAUAGAGUAAGUGGUAAGAAAGUAGAAAGCACAACCUUGUGUCAUCUAAAACAGCUGAAAGUGGAAUAGAAGCGCGUUGCCUCCGUCUCUCUUACGGCCACCGACGCACCGCUCGAGUCUGACUUUAAAUGUACCAACAGACGUACUGAAGUGUCGUACUACUGCUGGACCACUACGUUGGGGAGCUACGGACGACAGUUUGGUACCACCCAGAUCUUCUCCUCCACCCUACAGUGAGACGUCACGUCUUGGAUCCCGUUCGGGGGGGGGGGGGAUCUGAUCUGAGAGCACUGCAGGGCAGCAGAGAGGCACUGAAACGCAGACCCGUCUGCGGGGGGGGGGGGGGGGG